Molecule: messenger RNA, 2318 nt
Organism: Pomacea canaliculata
Lineage: Eukaryota; Metazoa; Mollusca; Gastropoda; Architaenioglossa; Ampullariidae
Product: BLOC-1-related complex subunit 5-like
Exons: 4
Coding region: 153-857 (234 amino acids)
Biological process (GO): lysosome localization; positive regulation of anterograde synaptic vesicle transport; organelle transport along microtubule
Cellular component (GO): synaptic vesicle membrane; cytoplasmic side of lysosomal membrane; BORC complex
Source: RefSeq, a predicted model, not a curated record
AGAGCAAGUCACUCUCGUGAUCAAACCUUACGAGACUCAUUAGUGAUGAGACACAACAAGUCCCUGAUGGAACAGACGCAUAUCUGACUCGUGCAUAGGAGCAGAUCUAAUUGUUCGUGCUGUUUCAGUCAAGAAAUCCAGAGGGUGGAGAAAUGGGUUCAGAUCAAAGCAGUCUGCCUGCUGGAGCACCAGGAAGCAGCAUUCGGUCACAGCGGGAUGAAGAGAUACCAUACACACAUUACUCAAUCAGCAAACCCAUUGACUCAGACUCACCUCGACAGUCACCACGUUCGCACAAAGUUAGAGCCCAACAAACAGCUAAACUGGAACAUGGAGAACUUGGUACACCAAAACAUGACAUUGUUGUUGUUGCUGGUGGCUGCAGCCAAGUGAAAGAUCCAGAUCCUGAGCUAACCAAGCUGAAUACCAUACCUAUAUUUUUUCCCAUCAUAAAGGGUUCAUUAAAUGUUGCACCCAGCUUGAGGGAACCAGAUGUGUUGGAUAAAAUAGAUCGUCACACAUUGCUGCUUUUGUGCUUGCGUUAUCAGGACCAUCUAAAACAGCUAGCAGAGGCUGUUGCCUUUGAUCAGAAUGCCUUGUGUAUUCGCCUCAAAGAGGUAAACCACAACAUUCACUUGUUGACAAAUGCCCUAAACGAAACACAAAAGAAGUAUGGAAAAUAUGUGGAGCAGUUUCAACGAGUCACUGAAAUGCUAACCACCUUGUGUAAAGUGAAAGCUACAAUGGAUGAUAUUAUACCCCGAAUGGAACGCCUAAACCAGAUGUUGCCAUGCAGUGAGCAGUUGGAGGCAUUUGCAGUCAGGCCAAGUGGAAUGGGUUUUCAAACAAUUAACUGACCAUAAAAAGGUUAUAUGAUCAUUAUUCCAUUACAUUAUUUUCUUCGCUCAUAAUUUUUGUCUCCGAGGUAAAUACAGAGGGGUGAUAUUUGGUGACUUUUUUAAUUUGAAUAAUAAAUGCAAUCAUUUAAUCUUGGUUAUUAUUAGAAAAAGCGUCCCACAGCUUACAGUUCUUUUAGAUUUUUUGGCCACCCAAACAAACCCAUGUUGAAGAUUUUGUAAGCAGUAAAAAAGUGCUGCAUAGCAAAGAUGUUUCAGAGCCAGAUGCAGAACAAUCAUUGAUGAAGCAAAUAUUCAGUUUUUGGAUAUUGUAAGAAAAUUCACCAUCUUCAGAGACUUUUAGACAUCCUUGAAGGAUCACCGCUGCUUUGUUUCUAAUGUUUAGGAUGGGUCUACAUGUUGUAGGUGACAAGGCUCCACUUUUCAUAUGGGCCAUAAUAAGACCGAAUAUGUAUUAAAAUUAUGUCAGGCCAUUGAUUCAUGAACUUUUUUUUAACUGGGUGGUGUCCUUUCAACUCAGUUUGUGUCAGCAGUUUUGAAAAUGCUCUUGUGAACUCUUUUCUGUGUUGUUUUGCUGUUUUGCUCACAUGAAGCUACUAUACUUCAUGUUGCAUGUUUGAUGAUGGAAUAAUGCAUGGUGACGAAGUUGUACUGUGUACACCUUAGAAGUAAAUGUGUGGUUAGUAUAUGUUAAGUAAUAAUUUUGAUCCUUACCUUUGAUACUACCUCAUUUCCCUUAAAAAAAAUAUAUAUAUACUUGCUGAUUUGUAUUGUAGUAUGAUUGCGCUAAGCAGAUUAUAGUCUUCCUUGAUGUCUAGGUCUGAUGACUGAUAUUAGUUCUGACAUUAUCAGUUACAUUGCAAGAUAGUAUGCAAGGGUUCUGAACCUAGGUCAUUAGUACCGUUCCUCUGAUGACUACCCUCCAAGGCACCUUGAAGGAUAGUCUUCAACAAGGUGUUGUUGCAGAUCACAUGGCCAAAGAAGACCAGAUUACGUGACUUGACUUUUUAAGUAAGGGCUCCUGGUAUCCUAUCAGGCUGGCAACAUUUGUUUCGUACAAAGUCAUUGGUUUUAUGUUCUCUUUAUGUGGUCCUUUAUGUGCUGUACCUCGUUCAUGUAGAUGUCUGCUUUGCUGUUGCCAUUGAUAAUAACUUUGCUCUUUUCAGAGCUGGCCUCCAUUCCAUGUGCAUUCAAACUGUCAGUCUGUUGGUAAGGUUUUGCAGUUCUUUGUUAGUGCCUGCUAGCAGAUCUAUGUCAUCUUACAGAUAGUUCCUGUAUUUGAUGCCAUUUUUGAUUGACACACCUCACCAGACAUUGGAGAGUCUAGUUCCUGCCUUAAAAGGUGUUUAAUUAGCAGUUGACAUUUUCUGCUAUUAGUUGGAACUAGUGAGAAAAGAGAGUUUGCAUAGUCCUAGUCAUUUUCUUUAGUAUUCACUGUAUAAAGAGUUAUGUCUGUCAGUA